UGGCAGUUGAAGUGUACGACCACAUUUCUCUUGUAAAAGCGCAAUUUUUCACCACGUGUAUGUUGUAACAGUGUAUUUACAGUGAAAAUCUGUGAUUUUCCACCUUUUUUAAUUGACCAGAAUUCCACAUCAAUGUCCGGGGCAGCCAUGAACGGUCAUCAACAUUCAGUGAGCACUGAAGACAUGCAGGAGCUGAGCAACACUGAAGACCAGGUGCAGGAACUUCAGCUAGAGUUCCUGGAUGACGUCCACCAAGCUAACAUGUUGCAUUCGUUAAACAUGAUGAGAAAGAACCGGCAUUUCUGUGAUGUCAUUCUUCACGCUGGUAAUUUGGAAAUACACGCCCAUCGGGCUGUAUUGGCGAGUGCUUCACCCUACCUCUUUGAACUGUUUACAACGGAUCAAGAUCAGAAAAGACCUGAGAAUUCCCUCACAUAUAAGCUAAAUGGUGGUUUCGAUACAAGUGCGUUGCAGGUUCUAAUCGAUUAUGCCUACACUGCAAAACUAAUUGUUCCGUAUUCUGAGGUUAAGACUGUAUUUUUGGUGGCCAACAGUUUGAAAAUGGAACGAGUUACUAGAAUUUGCGCUCAGCAUUUAAUAAAGCAUCUGUCUGUUGAUAAUUGCAUUGAAAUCCGAUCUCUGCCUGGCAUUGCCAGAAAUAAGGAAUUCAUUCAGCAAGUUGAUGCAUUUAUCGGCAAUGAGUUUUCACAAAUAAGCAAAACCAACAACGUUUUAAAUCUCUAUUGUGCUCGAAUAGAAGUUCUCAAUCAGUCUCGAGAGGAAAUGUCCCUCGUGAACGAGAGCUCCUUAUGCAGGCUAGUCCUAGAGUGGAUUAAAAGACAAGUAAGCGAAGAUAAUCUAAACAUGUCGGCUCUCUCUGAAAAAACAUUCAUGUUGUACCUUGCAAUCGACAAUUCCCUUCAAGAUUGCUCUAGUCUCCCCUCCGGCGACAUAAGCGAUACUGAAAUUGUACAAGACUACAAGAAACUUUCUCUGAAGGACAAACAAAGCAACACCAAACCCAAGAGGAAGGUGUUAGGUCAACCAUCGAAACCGAGAGUGUUGAUAUAUAACAGAGAAAUCGGGGAGGAAUUGGAGAGCGAGGUUGAACCAGACUGGAACCUAAUAGCCUCAAAUAGUGUCGGGGAACACAGCUUCUUGGCUCUCGUGACUCUGGGUGGCAAGUUGGCCACACUUUCCAUACAAUUAAGACUGAAUACUCCAACUACACCUUCCCCCAUACAAACUCCAAUAAAUAGCAGGCCGGCUAGCGAGGAAAAACCCGAUCUCUAUUGUGCAGUUGCGAAUAUGUCUUCUCAAAGAUGUGCUGUUGGCUGUGGAAACUUUCUUAACACCCUUAUUGUCUGUGGCGGUUACGACAGAACCGAGUGUCUCCGAUCCGUUGACCAGUACAUUCCAGAAACGAACACUUGGCAAAGUCUGCCUCCUAUGAGGGAAAGUAGGGGUCGUUUUAAAAUUGCCGUGCUCGGCGACAAAGUUUAUGCCAUUGGGGGCAGUAACGGCACCACUGAACUGGAUUCGGUAGAGAUGCUAGAUUUGGCUGCAGGAAAGUGGGUGAAGAUGCCAAGACUGUCCUUGGCUAGGAGUAAUAUGGGAGUGUGCACUAUGGACGGGUUAGUUUAUUGUAUAGGUGGGUGGAAUGGACAAGUGGGAAUUAAGCAAAGUGAAGUUUUUGAUCCUGAGACUGCUACGUGGUCCCCUAUUGCACCACUUCAUACAGGUCGGUAUCAGGCUGGCGUGGCUGCCUACAACAAAUUGGUCUACGCCAUUGGAGGCUGCGAUGCUUGGAAUUGCUUAAAUUCGGUAGAGGUGUACAAUCCCGAAGAAAACAAUUGGCAGCCCUCGAAAUCCAUCAUCACGGCUAGGAGGGGGUGCGGCGUUGCAGUAUUUAAUAACAAACUAUACGUUGUUGGAGGUUCAGACGGCUCUCAUUCUCUAAGUUCUACUGAAAUUUUUGACGAACAGACCCAGACAUGGAAUGUCGGUCCGAGCAUGACAACUCCUAGGGCUAACGUGGAAGUGGCCGUGGUGGGAGACCGGUUGUAUGCCGUUGGCGGAUUCUCAGGUAAAACAUUCUUAAACACCAUCGAGUACUUGGACUCCAAGUCUAACGAAUGGACUACUUUCGUACCAAAAGGAAGUUGUGACUCUCUGAUAAAGCGAAAACCUCGAAGCCGCAGAAAUUCGAGGAAAAGCGUAUCAGAGGAGAAAAAGUCUGUGAACACUCCGGAGGAGAUAACGGAGAUAGCUACGCAAGCUUUAGAAAUCGGGACCACACAACACGGGACCGUGGAGAUAUCAUAACCAUUCGGUUGUGUGCUGAUAUAGGUGUUAUUUAUGUAUUGCUCUAGAUCGUAAGGUAUAACAAUAAAAUUUAAAUCAAGUAUUA
Molecule: messenger RNA, 2410 nt
Organism: Anoplophora glabripennis (Asian longhorned beetle)
Lineage: Eukaryota; Metazoa; Arthropoda; Insecta; Coleoptera; Cerambycidae
Product: influenza virus NS1A-binding protein
Exons: 10
Coding region: 133-2325 (730 amino acids)
Molecular function (GO): protein binding
Source: RefSeq, a predicted model, not a curated record